AUGGCUGGUGCUUUAGAGAAUGCUCGUAAAGAAAUUCAACGUCUUUCCUUAGAUGAUGCCAAAGAAUCACAAUAUGGUCAAGUUUUUUCAGUAUCAGGACCUGUUAUUGUUGCUGAAAAUAUGAUUGGUUGUGCCAUGUACGAAUUAGUCAAAGUUGGUUACGAUAAUUUAGUUGGUGAAGUUAUUAGAAUUAAUGGUGACAAAGCAACCAUCCAAGUUUAUGAAGAAACAGCCGGUGUUACUGUUGGAGAUCCAGUCUUAAGAACUGGUAAGCCAUUAUCAGUUGAAUUAGGUCCAGGUUUAGUCGAAACCAUUUAUGAUGGUAUUCAAAGACCUUUACAAACUAUUAAAGAUAUUUCCCAAUCCAUUUAUAUCCCAAGAGGUAUUGAUGCCCCAUCUUUAUCAAGAACUGUUUCUUAUGAUUUCAAACCUGCUAAUAUUAAAGUUGGUGAUCAUGUUACCGGUGGUGAUAUUUUUGGUUCAGUUUUCGAAAAUUCUUUAUUAGAUAAUCACCCAAUUUUAGUUCCUCCAAGAGCUAAAGGUACUGUUACUUCUAUUGCUGAAGCCGGUUCUUAUAAAGUUGAUGAACCUUUAUUAGAAGUUGAAUUCGAUGGUAAGAAAUUCUCUUAUUCUAUGAUGCAUACCUGGCCUGUUAGAGCUCCAAGACCAGUUGCUGAAAAAUUAGCUGCUGAUUAUCCAUUAUUAACUGGUCAAAGAGUUUUAGAUUCUUUAUUCCCAUGUGUUCAAGGUGGUACUACUUGUAUUCCAGGAGCUUUUGGUUGUGGUAAAACUGUUAUUUCUCAAUCAUUAUCUAAAUUCUCCAAUUCUGAUGUUAUCGUUUAUGUUGGUUGUGGUGAACGUGGUAAUGAAAUGGCGGAAGUUUUAAUGGAAUUCCCAGAAUUAUAUACUGAAGUUAAUGGUAGAAAAGAACCUAUCAUGAAACGUACUUCAUUAGUUGCUAAUACUUCUAAUAUGCCAGUCGCUGCUAGAGAAGCUUCUAUUUAUACUGGUAUUACUUUAGCUGAAUAUUUCAGAGAUCAAGGUAAGAAUGUUUCUAUGAUUGCUGAUUCUUCUUCACGUUGGGCCGAAGCUUUAAGAGAAAUUUCUGGUAGAUUAGGUGAAAUGCCUGCUGAUCAAGGUUUCCCAGCUUAUUUAGGUUCUAAAUUAGCUUCUUUCUAUGAAAGAGCUGGUAAAGCUGUUGCUUUAGGUUCUCCUGAUAGAAUCGGUUCUGUUUCUAUUGUUGCUGCUGUUUCCCCAGCUGGUGGUGAUUUCUCAGAUCCUGUUACUACUUCAACUUUAGGUAUUACUCAAGUUUUCUGGGGUUUGGAUAAAAAAUUAGCUCAAAGAAAACAUUUCCCAUCUAUUAAUACUGCUGUUUCAUAUUCUAAAUAUACCAAUGUCUUGGAUAAAUAUUAUGAUGUCAAUUAUCCUGAAUUCCCAACUUUAAGAGACAGAAUCAAAGAAAUCUUAUCCAAUGCUGAAGAAUUAGAACAAGUUGUUCAAUUAGUUGGUAAAUCUGCUUUAUCAGAUUCUGAUAAAAUUACUUUAGAUGUUGCAACCUUAAUUAAAGAAGAUUUCUUACAACAAAAUGGUUAUUCAACUUAUGAUCAAUUCUGUCCAAUUUGGAAGACUUAUGAUAUGAUGAGAACUUUUAUGUCAUACCAUGAUGAAGCUCAAAAAGCUGUUGCCAAUGGUGGUCAAUGGUCAAAAUUAUCAGAAUCAACUAGUGAUAUCAAACAUGCCGUUUCUUCUGCUAAAUUCUUUGAACCUUCAAAAGGUGAAGAAGCUGCUGCUAAAGAAUAUGGUGAUUUAUUAACCAAAAUUUCUGAAAGAUUUGCUGAAGCUUCAGAAUAA
Molecule: messenger RNA, 1854 nt
Organism: Yamadazyma jaroonii
Lineage: Eukaryota; Fungi; Ascomycota; Pichiomycetes; Serinales; Debaryomycetaceae
Source: the annotation of a GenBank genome assembly